AUGUAUAUUAUCCUCCUUGAACAUCAUCCUCAUCCAUAUAUCAGUCGUCAAUUGGCUUUCUGCUUCGCCCUUCUCUGCUCGUUGUUGGAUAGAGACAUGCUCAAAAUGUACAAAGUCAUGGAAACUGACCCAUCUCCUCAGCGGCGAUCUGUCCUGAACCUCGUGAGGGACCUGCUUAUCCUAUCCAGAUUUCACAAGUACAACCCAUGGCUUGCUGUAUUCUCAGGAGGUGUGUCCCUUCCUUGUAUACAAUAUUCAUCCAUUGACCUCGGGCAUCUAGUUUGGGCAACGUUGCUUGCCGGUGCUAAUAAAAUAGCCGCUAAUCCGACCUCGAUCUCGGCCAACCACAUACUAAAACAGGCUAUGCUGUGCUUGCUCUGCGGCUACAUCUACUGCGGUGCAGGCAUGGUCUGGAAUGACUGGGUCGACCGCAACGUCGACAAAAACGUAGCGCGCACCAAGAAUCGGCCCCUGGCAGCGGGGAGGGUGACUGCAACCGAGGGCUUCAUCUGGAUGUUGGUCCAGUUUGCCGUCUCGUGGUGGCUGAUGGAUAUUAUGCUGGAAGGCCACGACGUGUAUGAGGACCUCUCACAAGUCUCAAGAAUGUGGAUAACUGAUCCAAACAGCGCGGCUGCUAUGAUCCCAGUCACCAUCGCCACAAUCCUCUAUCCCUACGGAAAGCGUCAAUUCUUCCGACGACUAUACAUCUAUCCGCAGUACUUCCUCGGCUUUACACUAGCCUGGCCCAGCGCAAUCGGUUGGAUGGCAAUCAAAGGCCGCGAGAUCCCAGUCACGCAAAGCAUCACCAAGUCCCUCCCGCUGGCAAUCACCGUCUUCGUCUGGACCCUGUACCUCAACACAGCAUACAGCUACCAAGACAUCGUCGACGACUCAAAGAUGGACGUGAACUCGGUGUACGUCGCCGCCGGGUCCCGCAUCCACUUGUUCCUGAUCGUCCUGGCGGGUCUCGUGCUCGGCUCGGUCUAUCUGCAGCUGCGGGCGCAGAAUUCCGGUUGGCUGUGGGCCUCGUGGAUGUGCGUCUGGGCUUUGUCGUUUCUGCAUCAGCUGCUGAGAUUCGAUGCGAAGAAGCCGGAGAGUGGUGGCCCGCUUCACAAGGAGAACUUUGCGCUUGGGCUGUGGACUAUCCUUGCCUGUGUUGUCGAGUUGGGGCUCUCGUCGGGAAAGGCUGCUCAGUUCUUUAACUCGACCUUCCGUCUCCAGUGA
Aspergillus viridinutans is the source of this 1224-nucleotide messenger RNA. Its product is annotated as prenyltransferase spyF. The record is from RefSeq and is a predicted model, not a curated record. Gene Ontology annotation, molecular function: transferase activity, transferring alkyl or aryl (other than methyl) groups. Bases 1 to 1224 code for a protein of 407 amino acids. The transcript has a single exon. NCBI's taxonomy places the organism in Eukaryota, Fungi, Ascomycota, Eurotiomycetes, Eurotiales, Aspergillaceae. Gene Ontology annotation, cellular component: membrane.